Molecule: messenger RNA, 1503 nt
Organism: Rhizoctonia solani
Lineage: Eukaryota; Fungi; Basidiomycota; Agaricomycetes; Cantharellales; Ceratobasidiaceae
Product: ATPase
Exons: 10
Coding region: 1-1503 (500 amino acids)
Cellular component (GO): cytoplasm; mitochondrion
Molecular function (GO): ATP binding; ATP hydrolysis activity
Source: RefSeq, a predicted model, not a curated record
AUGGAAGGAGGGGCCGGCUGGACGGUUUCAACCCGUGCCGGGACAACUCGAAUUUACAACCGAACUCUCCCUCGACAACCGUGUUAUUCCGCAGUUGACUCGACAGAAGAUUUGGUGUGUGAGAGAGCUACGAACAUACAUACAGACGGCGCCGAUGACCGCUCUGAGAUUAGUUCACACCCAUGCGAGACGUGGCUCAAGGCUUGUGCAGCAAUCGAGGGCGGCUAUUCCGAGGGUCCAUACGCUGCUCUCACCCUCAAUAUACCGGCCCCGGCCCACGGGCCAAAUGACCGGAUAGAGCCCUCGCAUGUCGCUCCUAUGGCAAUCACACCGACCGAAAAGUACAAUGAAUUAGUUUCCACCGGCCUGCUGCGAGAUGACCCUCACCAGAAGGGCGUGGUGAAAUAUCUCCAGGCACUGCAUGAUGAGCUACGUUCGUUCAAUCCCCCGCACCAUUCCGAGGCACAUGCAAACCCCAAGUCCCUGUUUUCUCGGCUCUUCAGCACCUCCGCGAGCAGUGCUGCCACCGCCACAGUAUCGCCCAAAGGCCUCUACCUUUAUGGCGAUGUAGGCACCGGAAAGUCCAUGUUAAUGGAUUUGUUUUACGACACACUUCCCCCGAACAAAGCCGGAGGUGCUGGAGACAAGGACCCAAUACCUGGAGUGGCCCGUGACUUGGCUCGAAACGCUGCCGUUCUAUGCUUUGACGAGUUCCAGGUAACCGAUAUCGUAGAUGCUAUGAUCCUCAGACGGUUAUUGGAGUCGCUCAUGGAGGCGGGUGUAGUGUUUGUCAUGACGUCAAACCGCCAUCCUGAUGACCUCUACAAGAAUGGAAUUCAGAGAUCUAGUUUUAUUCCUUGUAUAGACCUUCUCAAAGAAAGAUUUCAUGUAGUGGAUUUAGACUCGCCAACGGAUUACAGGAAAAUACCUAGAGCCUUGUCUAAAGUCUAUUUUGACCCGCUCACCCCAGAGAACCGCACAGAGAUGGACAAGCUCUUCCAUGCUCUCGCUGGGGAUCACAUUAAAACCGAUCGCACGCUCAGCAUUUGGGGCCGCCAGUUGCGCAUCCCCGAAAGCGCGGGGCGGGUCGCGCGCUUCUCGUUUUUGGAUCUCUGCGGCAAGCCGCUGAGUGCUGCGGACUACAUCGAGGUUACGAGAGAAUUCGAGACCAUCUUUGUAACCGAUGUCCCCAGCAUGAAUCUAGGCCAAAAGGACAUGGCACGUCGAUUUAUCACGUUUAUUGAUGCAUGCUACGAAAGCAAAACCAAGUUGUUCAUAUCUUCAGAGGUCCCCAUUACGCAGAUAUUCUCAGGCGACUCGGACAAUGGCGCGAGUAUAUCCGAUCAUCAGCGUAGCGUUAUGGACGACUUGGGGCUAAAUGCAGAGAGUAUCGGAAAAUCUGCAAUUUUCACAGGGGAGGAAGAGGUCUUUGCAUUUGCUCGAGCUUGUUCACGGCUGGUGCAGAUGGGCACACGGGAAUGGGCAGAAGCUGCGAGGGGAUGA